Clonostachys byssicola is the source of this 3963-nucleotide messenger RNA. NCBI's taxonomy places the organism in Eukaryota, Fungi, Ascomycota, Sordariomycetes, Hypocreales, Bionectriaceae. The record is from the annotation of a GenBank genome assembly.
AUGGCGCCUCCGCCAGGGUCGGCGUCGCCUUUGGUCGACAACCCCCAGAUCAAGGAAUCGCAACUUCUGCGCCCGCUGCCCUUCUUCCUCCACACCUACAUCUGGCCCUUCACGAUCGUCUGGCCCAUCUUCUUCCGCUACUACCUGAGCCAGGACCUCUACGAUCAGUAUAUUGGUGGCUCAGAAUGGACCUUCGUUUGGUGCGGCACCAUCGUCACCUUCCAGUCCCUCUUCUGGCUCAGCACCCACUGGAGCGUCAAUCUUGAGGCUCGCUUCAAGGCUUCCGCUGUCGAAAAGAUCGAAGAUGCGCUCCUUAUCAAGGUUAUCCCCAUUGCCAAUGCCGGGUCCAGCGAGAUCUGCAAAAUUAUUCGUGACAAGGCCGGCGGGAAGACAAAUCUUUCCUUCCUCUUCCAGAAGAGACGAUUCCUAUACAACCCCGAGACCAAAGUCUUCACGACCCUGAAGUACACCAUCGAUGCCGAGCCCAAGCCUUCGAUUGGCCACUUCCAGACCUCCCGGGGUAUCGACACUCAAGUCGAAUUGUCUCGCAUUGAACAACACUACGGUAUUAACACCUUCGACAUUCCCGUGCCUUCCUUCACCGAGCUCUUCCAAGAACACGCCGUCGCUCCUUUCUUUGUCUUCCAAGUGUUCUGCGUUGGUCUGUGGAUGCUUGAUGAAUACUGGUACUACUCGCUCUUCACUCUGUUUAUGUUGGUCAUGUUCGAAAGCACCGUUGUGUGGCAACGCCAGCGCACUCUGAUUGAGUUCAGAGGAAUGGGUGUCAAGCCUUAUGACCUGUGGGUGUUUCGCUUGGGCAAGUGGAUCGAGGUCCAGAGCGACAAGCUCCUGCCUGGCGACCUGGUUUCGGUUAGCCGUACCAAGGAGGAUAGCGGUGUCGCUUGCGAUAUGCUUCUGGUUGAGGGCACUGCCAUUGUGAACGAAGCUAUGCUGUCGGGAGAGAGUACGCCUCUGCUCAAGGAGUCGGUUCAACUCCGUCCCAAGGAUGCCCCUCUUGAUACCGAAGGACUGGACAAGAACUCUUUCCUCUGGGGAGGCACCAAAGUUCUCCAGAUCACCCACGCCAACGCUGAGCAAGAAAAGACCAAGAGUGCCUCCGGUGUUCCUACUCCUCCCGACAAUGGUGCAAUGGCUAUUGUGAUCAAGACCGGUUUCGAAACGUCCCAGGGCAGCCUUGUGCGAACCAUGAUCUAUUCCACCGAGCGUGUCGGAGCGGGAAAUCUCGAGGCCCUGUUCUUCAUUCUGUUCCUCUUGGUAUUCGCCAUCGCUGCUUCUUGGUACGUCUGGGACGAGGGUGUCCGCAAGGACCGCAAGCGAUCCAAGCUGCUCCUCGACUGCGUUUUGAUCGUCACCAGUGUCGUUCCGCCUGAGCUACCCAUGGAGCUGAACCUUGCGGUCAACACGAGCUUGGCUGCCCUCGCCAAGUAUGCUAUUUUCUGCACUGAGCCUUUCCGUAUCCCCUUCGGAGGACGUAUCGACGUCGCCUGCUUUGACAAGACUGGAACCCUGACCGGCGAAGACUUGGUUGUCGAGGGUAUCGCCGGACUUGGUCUCGGUCACCCAGAACUUCACGACAAGACUGAAGCCAACGGUGCUCACUCGAACAUGAUCCCCGUCAAGGACACAACCCUCGAGACUCAACUCGUCCUGGCUACUGCCCACGCAUUGGUUCGACUAGAUGAGGGUGAUAUUGUCGGUGACCCUAUGGAAAAGGCAACUCUCGGAUCUCUUGGCUGGUCUCUUGGCAAGAAUGACACUCUUCACAGCGCAGUCAAGGCUACCGGUGUUCAGGGAACAGUUCACAUCAAGCGCCGCUUCCAAUUCUCCUCCGCCCUCAAGCGACAGAGCUCUAUCGCCAUGGUGCACGGUGUCGACACAAAGACUGGUAAGAAGAUCAAGGGAACAUUCGCUGGUGUCAAGGGUGCGCCCGAGACUAUCAUGAAGAUGUUGGUUGAUGUUCCCGCCGACUACGAGGAGACGUUCAAGUACUUUACUCGCAAGGGGUCCCGUGUGUUGGCCUUGGCCUACAAGCAACUCACAACAGACACGGAGCUCGGAACCAGCAAGAUCAAUGACCUCAAGCGUGAGAAGGUCGAGGCUGACCUGACAUUUGCUGGCUUUUUGGUUCUGCACUGCCCUCUCAAGGAUGACGCUAAGCAAGCUGUUCAAAUGCUCAACGAGAGCAGCCAUCGUGUUGUCAUGAUUACCGGAGAUAACCCUCUGACCGCCGUCCACGUUGCCCGCGAAGUUGAGAUUGUUGAUCGUGAUGUCCUUAUCCUCGAUGCUCCUGAGCACAACGACGGUGGAGACGAGCUUGUCUGGAGGAGCGUCGACGAUACCAUUCAAAUCCCUGUUGACCCAACCAAGGCCAUCGACCCCAAGAUCUUGGAGGAGAAGGACAUUUGCGUUACUGGAUAUGCUCUCGCGAAAUUCAAGGGCCAGCCAGCUUGGAACUCCAUUCUCCGAUACACCUGGGUAUAUGCUCGUGUCUCACCCAAGCAGAAGGAAGACAUUCUUUUGGGACUUCGUGAUAUGGGAUACUACACACUCAUGGCUGGUGACGGUACAAACGAUGUCGGUGCCCUCAAGCAAGCUCACAUCGGUGUUGCUCUCCUCAACGGAACACCUGAUGACUUGACCAAGAUUGCCGAACACUCUCGAAACACCAAGAUGAAAGAAAUGUACCAGAAGCAAUGUGAUCUGAUGGCUCGUUUCAACCAACCCGCGCCUCCCGUCCCCGUUGUUAUCGCCCACCUGUACCCCCCUGGCCCAUCCAACCCCAACUACCAGAAGGCCAUUGAGCGUGAAGCCAAGAAGAAGGACAUGUCUCCUGAGGAGUAUUCCAAGUCAUUGGGCCACCCCACCGAGGUCAUUACCACCCCCGCCGCCCAGAACCAGCUCAACGCUCGCCAGCAGGAGAACAUCAAUAAGGCUGCCGGUCUCGCUGACAAGCUCACCACCAUGAUGGAGUCGGAUCUGGGAGAUGAUGAGCCGCCUGCCCUGAAGCUCGGUGACGCCUCCGUUGCUGCUCCAUUCACGUCAAAGCUGCGCAAUGUCAUUGCUAUCCCCAACAUCAUUCGUCAAGGUCGUUGCACUCUGGUUGCUACCAUUCAGAUGUACAAGAUUCUCGCUCUCAACUGUCUCAUCAGUGCCUACUCGCUGUCCGUCCUUUACCUGGAGGGUAUCAAGUUCGGUGACACCCAGUACACCAUUAGCGGUAUUCUCAUGUCGGUCUGCUUCUUCAACAUCUCGCGUGCCCGUGUCGUCGAGGGUUUGAGCAAGGAGCGUCCCCAGCCCAACAUCUUCAACAUCUACAUCAUCGGAUCGAUCCUUGGACAGUUUGCCGUUCACAUUGUGACUCUCAUCUAUAUCGCUCGCCUCUGCGACAGACUUGAACCACGAGCUUCCGACGUUGAUCUUGAGGCCGAGUUUGCCCCUUCGCUAUUGAACUCGGGUGUCUACCUCUUGCAGCUGAUUCAGCAAAUCUCCACCUUUGCCAUCAACUACCAAGGCCGACCCUUCCGCGAGUCCAUUUCCGAGAACAAGUCGAUGUACUGGGGCAUGAUCGGCGUGUCUGGUCUGGCCUUUGCCUGCGCCAUGGAGCUCAUGCCCGACAUCAACGAGCAGAUGAAGCUCGUGCCCUUCAACGACGAGUUCAAGCUCAACAUGACGGCCGUCAUGGUCCUCGACUUUGGCCUGUGCUGGAUCAUCGAGGUGGGUCUCAAGGCCGGCUUCAGCGACUUCCGCCCCCGCGACAUCGCGGUGAGGCGCGAGGACCAGCUGCAGCGCGAGGCCGCCCGCAAGGAGAUUGAGAACGCCAAGAAGGAGGAGGAGGAGGAGAAGGCGCGGCUCGAGAAGGUGGCCGAGUUUGAGCGCAAGGUGGAGGCCCGCCGCCAGCAAAUAGAGAACUGGAGACAGGGGAGACAGCAGCCGCAGCAGUAG